This is a messenger RNA of Telopea speciosissima, 378 nucleotides long. RefSeq lists its product as uncharacterized. Lineage: Eukaryota; Viridiplantae; Streptophyta; Magnoliopsida; Proteales; Proteaceae. The record is from RefSeq and is a predicted model, not a curated record. The transcript has a single exon. Bases 1 to 378 code for a protein of 125 amino acids.
AUGGUUGAAUGCAGCUCAGAUACCCAGAUCCGACCAUUUCUGGUGGAGAAGAGAUGUGAGCCGACAUAUGAAGAAUCAGUGAAUGUCUUGACAGCUGAUGGAAAAAUAUGGUUCACACCCAUAAUUGACUUCAUCAGAGAAAAGAGGUAUCCUAAACAGUUCACUGUGGGAGACAAGAAGCGGCUACAAAAGUUUGCCACACAAUUCAUUCUCCAAGGAGACUUAUUGUACAAAAGAUCUUAUGAUGGCAUACAACUGCUCUGUGUAAAUGAGGAACAAGCUCAAACAAUCAUAAAGGAAAUCCAUCAGGGAAUCUGCGGACCGCAUAUGAAUGCUAGAAUGCUCGCCAAGAAGAUCCUAAGGCUGGGAUAUUAUUGA